Vitrella brassicaformis is the source of this 457-nucleotide messenger RNA. The record is from the annotation of a GenBank genome assembly. NCBI's taxonomy places the organism in Eukaryota, Vitrellaceae.
GUUUUUAUCGCCUCCAGGUGCUAUGGAGGUCGAAGCUGUCGGCGACAACAAUGACGGCAUGAAGUCGCCUUUGUCGACGACUCCUCAGCCGCUCGGUACGCUGCCCUUAUCGAACAACAACGAACGACUCAGUCAGGCACAUGGCACCCAUACCAUGCGCACACAUCACCCAUGAAUGGAUAUGUAUCCGAGCAGGUGGUGUGGCUACUGGUUCGCCUUCGGGCGGCAACCAUCAAGGCGCUGCGGCUGUAGCAGGUGCGUCGGAAGACGACAACCCACCCAACGGCAUGCAGCUCGGUGAGCAUCCUCGCACACACGCGAAGACAUUCACACAUCUCUCUCAUUCUGAUCCUUUCUGUGCGUCAGACGUUGUACCCGAUAGACACACACACAAACGUAGACACGUGUGUGUAUGCGAUGCGAACUUGCAAUGAAUGGAUCCAUCAAUCGAUGACCG